This is a messenger RNA of Rubroshorea leprosula, 1925 nucleotides long. The record is from the annotation of a GenBank genome assembly. Lineage: Eukaryota; Viridiplantae; Streptophyta; Magnoliopsida; Malvales; Dipterocarpaceae.
AGAAUUUGGAUUCUCAGGGCUGCCAGCAACAAGCAGUUUAGCAAUUCUGUUUUCUCCAGUCAAAUCACUGAAAAAUCUCUGCCUAAUUUCCCAUCUGAGGGUUUAAAUAUGGAUUCUUCCCCAACAGAGGGCUCAAAUAUGGAGAAAUUGGACUUGGAGGAGCAUUUAAAGAGAAAAAAUGUUAUUGAAGAAGGCAAAUAUAUCCACAGAGCCUUUUUGGUCUACAAGAUUUACAAACCUCUUUUUUCAGACCUCAAGCUCAGGAUUCAUAAGAAGUUAAGAAAAAUCUUCAUCAUUCCUUCCUUGACUCUUGAAGAUGUCUCCAUGCGUCGCCCCUUGCGUACUGUUGGAAAUGCCUUCGUUGAAAAUGCCUUCAAAAUGAUACAUACUGAACUAGGCUUCUUGUAUGAUGUGCUCUUCACCAAGACUACCAUACUGCAAUCUGUAGUGGGCAUAAUCUUGCGUAGCAUCUGCUUCUUGUCCACUUUUGCAGCACUGGUUGCCUUCUCUAUGGUAGUUGGUAAGAGUGAUUAUCACAGGCUUGACAUUUCAAUAACUUACUUGCUGCUGGGCGGAGCAAUCUUUUUGGACAUUUACUCAGCCAUGUCACAUGCUUUCUCAUAUUGGACACUAUACUGGUUAACCAUUCCAAGCAAAUGGGUGGAUAAGCUUGUGGGCCGGUCAAUUGUUUCUUGGCUAGUCGUUCGUAGAGCCGGGAAGAAGGAAAUGAUAUCCAUGGCACAACAUAGCUUAAUAGAUUAUUGCAUCAAGGCCCAAGAAUCCUGUUGGACAAGAAUCUUGAGAGUUCUCGACAACGAAGGCAUUUUGGAGAAGUUUUGGUGGACUUCUUGGAAACCUGUAAAUUUGGACCUGAAAAAGUUCAUCUACUUGCAUCUUCAAGGGAAGUUCGAGCGAUAUCGAAGCGAAAGGAAAACUGAUAAUGGGACAAUCGAAAACAAGGUCUGUGAUGUAUUUGACCAUAAGCUGCUCUCAGAUAUAUUAAAGGAAAGGGGGGAUCAUACGCUUCAAAGAUAUAGAACGCUUUUGGAGGUUGAGUUCAAAUGGAGCACUACUGAAAUAGAAUUCGGCCACAGUAUCCUUGUCUGGCAUAUUGCAACAUAUCUUCUUUUCAAUGAUGAUAAAAAGGGAGAUUCUGGCAGUGUUCCAGGUUCAAAUUGUCAAAUUAGCAUGCUCUUAUCGGAUUAUAUGAUGUAUCUUCUGCUGGUGCGGCCACAGAUGCUCCCUAAAGGGAUUGGUGAAGUAAGGAUCCGAGAUACUCGGGAUCAGAUAAUUCGAUUCUUUAAUAGGAAGAAGUCACUCACCCCCAAUGACGCCACAAGUGCUCUGCUUGGUAUAAAAACAGACGAAACAGGCAUUCAAGAAUUUUCCAGGAGCAAAUCAGUAAUGUUUGAAGGGUGCAAACUAGCAUUUAUGUUGCAGGAAUUCGAAGGGGAAUGGGAAGGGGAUCUGGAAAAGAAAUGGCAACGGAAUCCGGAAAAGAAAUGGAAGAUGAUGGCUGAAGUGUGGAUGGAAAUGCUAACAUUUGCUGCAAACCGAUGUGAAUGGAAAGAGCAUGCCACGCAUUUGAGGAAUGGUGGAGAGUUGCUCACUCACAUAGCCCUUCUUAUGGCACAUCUUGGCCUCACUGAACACAUUCAAGUUGUGGAAAGCGGAAGAUUUACAUCCGAUCCCCAUUUGGAUUGGAAUUGGGAUCAACUUUCUGAUUUGGCUAAUUAUCUAGCAUAAUUUGAUUUUUCAAAUCCUUGAACCCUGCAAUUUUUUUUUCCUUAUAAUCAAGUAAAAAUAAAUCCGUUGUGUGUUUAAAUUUAUGAACUUGUCAAUAUUCAAUAGAGAAUCCCAUCUUUAAUUUCUAAUAUUAAUUUAUUCUUUACUAUCAUGCUUCAUAAUAAAACUAAAGUUACGUU